CAUUUUGUGGAAAUUAUUCUAAAUCUAUAAUUGAAGCCGGGAACUGACAUUUUAGGAUUUUGUCUUCCGGUCAUGAGGAUGUUGUACCAGAAAGAGACAAACACGUUUGCGUCUUUCCACAAUGUCAACAUUUAUUGAAUAGAAAGUAAAAAGGUGUCAUGCUUUCGGUGGUAAUCUGGCCGAGGCUAAGAUAGGUUCUAUUUUUCCAAAUCCUUAUUACUAAUAUUUCUUCAUAUCACAUGGCAAAUAUAUAGUUAUAUGCACACAUGCUGUUUAUAGAAUCAACGUAAGUUACGGAGGCUGCAGCAGAGUUUAGAGGGUCCUAGAAGUUGGCUGAGAGAAAAGCAAGCAGUGCUUCAGUUGAUGAGAUAAAUUUGGACACAAGACCAGUGAGCCGCAGGGAGGGAGCUUUGAACGAAGCCUGGGGCCAUCAGGUUUGAAAGUGUCUAUAGUGAUCUAACAGUGAUAGGAAAGGCUGACGGAGAUGAGAUCCUGAUGAACAGAUAGGGACCCAGUGGAAGCUGCAGGGGACAGUCAGGCGUCCUUACUAGAUCCUUGGCUCACACAGCGCAUCAGAUUAUAGAUUGGUUUCAGGCUGUACCAUCCUAGUGCUAGGUGUCUGUUUCUUUCUGAGGCUCGGCAAGGAAGUUGCAUCCUUUUGUAUCCUAUGUAUGGUGUUUUGCUUGCAUAUGUCUGUGCACCACUCGUAUGCGUAGUGCCUGCAGAGGUUAGCCGAGGACAUCAGAUCUCCUGAAAUUACAGUUACACAUAGUUGUAAAAGUGUCAAGGUCCUCUGAAAUAGCAUCUGUGUUUUUUUUUUUUUUUUAGAUUUAUUUAUUUAUUAUCUAUAAGUACACAGUUGCUGUUUUCAGACACACCAGAAGAGGGUAUCAAAUCUCAUUACAGAUGGUUGCUGGGACUGAACUCAGGACCUCUGGAAGAGCAGUCAGUGCUCCUUUUUUUUUUUUUUUUUUUUUUUUUUUUUUUUGGUUCUUUUUUUUUCGGAGCUGGGGAUCGAACCCAGGGCCUUGUGCUUCCUAGGCAAGCACUCUACCACUGAGCUAAAUCCCCAACCCACAGUCAGUGCUCUUAACCAUUAAACUACACCACCUCUUUAACCUUACUUUUCUUUGAACUAGCAUGUGCUUUUAGGAUAGAACUUGUGUAGGCAAGGUGCUGGAAUUUCAGAUAUAAUUUCAUGUGAGAGGCAUGCACCCUAACACCUACCUGAAGUUCUAUUUUUCUUUAACACUUUCACACAUGUAUAAAGAAUGUUCUGACGAUGGUAGUGUCCUGCCCUCUAGUUUCCCUCUUAUCCUCUUUGUCCUCUCUUGCUUACAGUUCCCUGUGAACUGUCCAUGUUUCCUGCCCCCUCCGUGUCCUUUUUGGUUUUGAGAUGCACUGUUUUAACCAGGAUCACCCGUGUGACCGCAGGUUCCAUCCAUUUGAGCAUCUCAGUGGAUACACAGUUGAAGACCGUGACUUUCCCUAGAGUCCCUCAGUAUCUGAAUCAUAAUCGACCAUUGAUGGGUCCAGUCUUGUGUCAGGUCCAUUGCCGAAAUCCAGAGCUGUUGUCGAGUGAAGUCAUGAACAGCAUUAGCUUGCAAUGCUGAAAAGUCAACAUCUUACAUCCCAUCUCACUGUCUUCUGGGCCUGACAGUCUCUAUGCCCCACCUUUCUCAGUGACCUCAGCGCCUCGGAAGUGGUGGUUUAAAUGUCCUGUUUCUGAUUGAGCCCUCAGGAGUCAGCUUACUUGAGUAGCCUGGAAUCUCUGCAUUCACUGCAGAGACCGUGAGGAGCAGCUGUCUGUGGGUAUAAACAAUACUUAGAAGGUAACUGGAGGGGUUGGGGAUUUAGCUCAGUGGUAGAGCGCUUGCUAGGCAAGCCCUGGGUUUGGUCCUCAGCUCCGAUUUAAAAAAAAAAAAAAAAAAGAAGAAGAAGAAGAAGGUAACUGGGAGCCAGGACAAUUUACCUAAACAGUAGUGUGAAGUUCGCCCCUCUAGCCACAGACAUGGGUUUUGGGCUUGGUUUAGUAUUCCAGGCAUGGAUUCUCUGAAGGAGUGAGCCUCAAGUUCAGUUAGAGAGACGUCUGGUGUCCUCCUCAGAACAGCUACACCACUAUUGCACAGGUGGACAUACCUGGUGUCUUCAGUAAUAACAGCCAACUCUGGAGGGCAACUGAGAAGAGCACAAGAGCCUAUGGGGUCUCCCUGACCAAUGGCUAAUAAGGAGGAAAUUUCAGGGAGGAUUAACUGAGGUGAGAAGACCCCCGUCGUCUUACAGUAGGUGGCACUUUGAGAAGGAAGUCCACAGAAGGAGCAGUGUUUGUUCCUGCUUGCCUUCACUUCUUGCUGGUGAGUGCAUCUGCCCCAUUGCCACUGCUGCUGCCACCCUUCCCUGACAUUGGAGCCAGUGUCUUGGGCCUCCAGUGUGGACUGAAGACCACUGAAGAAGCUUCCGGGCGUCUUCUGAGCCCCUAGUGCCAGAUUGGAGCUCCCGAGGCUUCCAGCCCUGUGGACGGAACCUCUCCAUCAUGGAUACCCCCAUUGUUGGACUAUCCAGUCCUGAUCAGGGUUUGGUGAGCUUUGAGGAUCUGGUGGUGCACUUCACUCAGGACGAGUGGGAUUUGCUGGAAGCUUCUCAGAAGAGUCUCUAUGGAGAUGUGAUGCUGGAGACCUUCAGGAACCUCACUGCCGUAGGUUAUGAAUGGGAAGACGAGGCAAUUGAAGACCAUUGCGAAGAGCCUGAAGUAAAUCUAAGGGACAUCGUCUCUCACUCUGAGUACACACAUGAGUAUGAACACAAGGAAUAUGAAGAGAAGCCGCCUGAUGCUAAUUUUCUCACAAGUGUUGAAGGAUGCGUGGAAACGAAGACUUCUAGUGGACCUUCUGUGUGUGAGGUGUGUUUAAAGACCUUUGGACUGUAUCACCUAACCUACAACGGACAUCACAACUAUGACUACAAGGAACUCAGAGGAAGCCAGACUGAGGAAAAUGAUUGUGAAGGUAAUUCAUGUGAUAAAACUUCCGGUUCCCUUCAAAAAGAAGACAAAAUUCAUACUGGGAAAAAGCUCUAUGUGUGUCAAGAGUGUGGCAAAGCGUUUAGGUAUCCCAGCGCCCUCCAGUUACAUGAGAGAAUCCACACUGGAGAAAAGCCCUACGAGUGUAAAGACUGCGGGAAAGCCUUCAGGGGUCUCAGCGCCCUCCACUUACACGAAAGAAUCCACACUGGAGAGAAGCCCUACGAGUGUAAGCAGUGUGGGAGAGCCUUCACGUACCUUAGUGCCCUUCAGCUGCAUGAAAGAAUUCACACUGAGGAAAGACCCUGCGAGUGUAAGCAGUGUGGUAAAACCUUUAGAUAUAGCAGGGCCCUCAAAUUACAUGAGAGAAUCCAUACCGGAGAAAAGCCCUAUGAGUGUAAACAGUGUGGGAAAUUUUUCAGAAGUCACAGGACCCUUAAGUUACAUAAAAGGAUUCACACUGGAGAAAAACCCUACGAGUGUAAAGAAUGUGGGAAGGCCUUCAGAUGGCUUACUUCUCUGAAGUUACAUGAAAAGAUUCACACUGGAGAGAAACCUUAUGAGUGCCAAGAGUGUGGGAAGGCGUUCCGGUGUCAGGCUUCCUAUCACAGACAUAAAAUAACUCAUGGAGGAGAAACAUUGUAUGAAUGUAAGGAGUGUGGUAAGUCCUUCAUCUAUCCCUCUUUACUUCAAGUGCAUGAGAGAACUCACACUGGUGAGAAACCCUUCGAGUGUAAGCUCUGUGGUAAAGCCUUUAGGUGUCAGUCCUCGCUUCGACUGCACGAGAGAACACACACGGGAGAAAAGCCCUAUGAGUGUAAGCACUGUGGCAAAGCCUUUUCAAGUUAUAAUUACCUUCGAUUUCACGAACGAAGCCACACUGGAGAGAAACCCUACGAAUGUAAGGAGUGUGGUAAAACCUUCACACAUCGCUCUUACCUUCGAUCACACGAAAGAAGACAUACUGGGGAGAAACCGUACCAGUGCAUUCAGUGUGGCCGAUCCUUCAGCCGGCAUAGUUCCUUUAAGAGACACCAGUCUGUUCAUGGAGAAAGCCCGUAUGAACAGUAUCUAAUUCCAUUAUCCCCAUUUUCUUCAAAGGAGUGAAAGGACAGAUUGGCAACAAACCCAUUGAAUGUAAACAAUGUAGCAAAAUAUCCCCAUUCUCAUAAACACAUGCAAGAACUCAAGACAAGGACGAACCUUUCCUAUGUAAACUGUGUGGCAUCGCUUUCAGGGGUCACAGUGUCCUUCAGAGAAGGAAUUCUUGCUGGGCAAAGUUUAUGCUUGUUACCAAUGUGGUAAGUGUCUUGUCAUACUUCCUUUCAGAGAAGUAAGUUAAUUUAUGCUGGGCAAAUGCCCUAUGAAUGUACAAGAUAUGGUUACUCUUUCAUUUAUCUCUGUUUGCCUUAAAAUCAUGAAAGAACUCAUAGUGGUUUAAAAACAAACCCACACGAAUAUAAAGAAUGCGGAAAAGCCUUCAGGUGUCACAGGCCCUUCACUAGCGUGAAUGAAAUGUCAUGUUGGACAGAAAAUUCGAAUGUUAAGAUGUGUUAAAGCCUUUAGAUCACAUUGGUCCCUUAGAUUCCAGGAAUGAAUUCCAACUGGAAAACUUUCCAAGUGGAAACAGCUGUGAAGCCUUCACGGCCACAGUCCUUUAGGAAGCUUGUGGUGAUGGAAGAUGAGCAAUUCUGUAAGUGUGAGGAGUGUGGGGACCUAAUGGAUGCUGACAGAUGGACGUUUCCUUAGCCGUGGCUUCCCAUGACUUGCCUGUGCUCUUGUAAAUACCCCAAAUUAAACUCAGUGAUUCCUCAAGCCACACUAGGGUAGAAUCAUUCUUGGUCCCUGUCCUUGAUGCACAGUCUGGGAUGAACAGACCUUCAGAAAUGUCUUCAGGCUUUUAAAGCUGUGCUGUGUUUACAUCAGUGUGAAACACCGAGAAGGAGGGGAGGCUGUGGCUUAAAGUGCUGUGCUUCUCUCUGGGUGGGUGCUUCAGUUGUCAAUUUGAUGCAGUCGGUGUCACCUGGGAAAGGAGUCUCAAUACUGACCUCUCUAGGUUAGGUUCGCCUUGACAUGGCUGAGAGGGAUUUUCUUCCUAGGGUUAAUUGAGGUAGUAACACCCACCCUGAAUGCUGUCAACACUGUUUUAUGGACUGAAUAAAAAGAACUGAAGCAGCUGAA
Molecule: messenger RNA, 5200 nt
Organism: Rattus norvegicus (Norway rat)
Lineage: Eukaryota; Metazoa; Chordata; Mammalia; Rodentia; Muridae
Gene: Zfp869
Product: zinc finger protein 869
Biological process (GO): regulation of DNA-templated transcription
Cellular component (GO): nucleus
Source: RefSeq, a predicted model, not a curated record